AUGGGGUGGCUCACGCUCCUUCCCCUCGCCUUGCUGCCCGCGCUGAUCGUCACCCCCGGCAUCACUGCCUCCUCCACCGACGGCGGGGCACGGAACGCCUCGCGCUCUGCUGUCGCGGCUACGAGUAUCGGGCUAUCCAGCUUUGGCGUCUCGAUUCUUGACAGCGCCCGCUCACUUGAGAAGUGUCCGCCGUGCUUCAACUGUCUCUUGCCCGCAUUUACGUGUGGGCAGUACGGCGACUGCGACCCGUACGAUGGCCAGUGCAAGUGCCCGCCCGGAUGGGGCGGCAUCGAUUGUUUGACUCCCCAGUGCGACUCGCUGGCGGACGGCGAUGAGCGCCAUCUGCGCGAAGAGGGGAAACAGUGCGAGUGUAAAGAGGGCUGGGGCGGUAUCAACUGCAAUGUCUGUAAAUCGGACAACGCAUGCAAGGGGUUCCCGUUGGCGGGCGGCGUCGCGUCGUCGCUGACCGAGGGCGAAGACACGAUCGCGAACAUGACAUGCUACACCGGCGGCCAGACCGUCUUUGCGAACCACCAAUUCUGCAAUGUCACCAACCGCAAGAUUGUCGACAUGCUCCCCGACCGCCCGCCGCAAGUGACCUUCAGCUGUGACGCGCCCGCGGGCACAUGCGACUUCCAGUUCUGGACCGCGCAGGUCGAGUCGUUCUACUGCGCGCUCGAUACGUGCCAGACAGAGGUGCGCGCGGGGAUCGAGAGCAACACCACACUGUACAAUUGCGAGAAGAUCAAGUGCAGCUGUGUGCCGGACCGGUUCAUCUGCGGAGAGGACGGAAGCGUGGACAUUUCGGACUUCUUAACGGAGGAGAUCAAGGGCCCUGCGACGUUCAGCUGCAAGACCGGUGCCGGGUGCAAGUUCGAGGAGCCGGCGAUGAACCAGCUCAUCAACGAUAUCUUCGGUGACGGAUACAUUACUCUGGAGUGCGAGGGUGGAGAGUGCCUGCACUAUUCGCAGGUGCCGGGGUAUAUCAAACCCGUCAAGCCCGACAAUACGCGGUGGGUCGCACUGAGCAUCGCCGGCGCUGGAUUCUUUGUCGUGCUGACCUCGGCCAUCCUAUGGUAUGCGGGCCGCACGCGCCAGAGCGACUUUGGUGCGAUCCGCCUGCCUGAGGACGAGGCCGCGCGACUCAUGACGGACCACGUCCCCGCCGCGCUCCACUUCUCCGACCUCCGCUACACGCUCAACGGCUCCUCCACUACCUCUGCUACGGGCGGUCCCUCUGGCGGCGCGCGCGUCGUGCUCGACAGCAUCCAGGGUAUCGCGCGCCCUGGCCAGGUCACCGCGAUCAUGGGCGCAUCGGGCGCGGGCAAGUCGACGCUGCUCGACCUGCUCGCGCGCAAGCGCAAGCGCGGGGCCGUGAGCGGGACGGCGCUCGUUAACGGGCGCGUGCUCGACGACGACGACGCGUUCCGGGACGUGGUGGGCUUUGUGGACCAGGAGGACACAUUGAUGGGCACGCUGACGGUGUACGAGACGGUGCUGAAUUCGGCGCUGCUGCGGCUCCCGCGGGAGAUGGGGAUGGAGGCGAAGCGGUACCGGACGCUGGAGACGAUGAGCGAAUUGGGGAUCUUGGGGAUCAAGGAUGUCAGGGUCGGUCGUAGAUCAAUCUCGGGGGGCGAGAAACGGCGAGUAUCGAUCGCGUGCGAGCUCGUCACGAGCCCGUCGAUCCUGUUCUUGGAUGAGCCCACAAGCGGUCUGGACGCGUAUAACGCGUUCAACGUCGUUGAGAGCCUCGUUACGCUCGCGCGGGAGUACAACCGCACUGUCGUGUUCACCAUCCACCAGCCGCGCAGCAACAUCGUCGCGCUGUUCGAUCAGCUCAUCCUCCUUGCUCAGGGAAAGCUCGUCUAUUCGGGCGCGAUGGCCAAGUGCCACGCGUACUUCAGCGAGAUCGGGCACCCGUGUCCGCCUGGGUUCAACAUCGCGGACUUCUUGAUCGAUCUCACGAUGCAGGCGGACCCGGAGUCGCACAGCACAGAGGGCUCAUCUACGACUACAUCGACAAUGGCCGCCCCUUCGUCUGCGGGCGACGCGCCGUUCAGGGACGAGGAACAAGGACUGCUCACGCCCACGACGGUGCGCCCCUUUGCAGGCGCCGCAGAAGAUGCGACAGAGCCCCAGGCCCAGCAGCACCUCACCUCGGACGCGGCCUCGGACGGGUUCCUGAAGCGCAAGACGUCGCAGCUCCUCGAGGCCGUGUCCUUCACGUCGUCGCACGGCCCAGGGGACGCGCCGCUCUCGCCGCGCCUUGCGACGCUCGUGGAUGCGUAUGCCACCAGCGCGGUCGCGGCGGCGAUGAAGAGCGAGAUCGAGGACGUCGCGCGCGCGCGUGGCGGGGAGGACGCGGGCGGGGAGAUGCGUGACGUCGUGGUGGAGAGCGGGCUGCUGCGCGGGCGGAAGCGGGCGAGCUGGACGACGCAGUUCGGGAUUUUGAGCGGGAGGGCGUUCAAGAACUUGUAUCGGGACCCGGCGCUGCUGACGGCGCAUUAUACGGCCUCGAUCGCGCUCGCUCUGAUAUGUGGACUAUUCUACCAGAACGUGUCGAAUGACAUCGGAGGGUUCCAGAAUAGGCUGGGCGCGUUCUUCUUCAUGUUGGCGCUGUUCGGUUUCUCGUGCCUGUCUAGCGUUGGCCUGUUUGCGAACGAGAGGAUCCUCUUCAUGCGGGAGCGGUCAAACGGCUACUAUUCGUCGUUCACGUACUUCUCCUCCAAGGUCCUUUUCGACAUCUUGCCCUUGCGUAUCGUGCCACCCAUGUUGUUCGGCGGGAUCGUGUACGGCCUCGUCGGCUUCGUGCCGACCGUUGCCGCGUUCUGGAAGUUCCUGCUCACGCUCGUGCUGUUCAACCUCACGACCGCAAGCGCGGUGCUGCUCAUCGCCGUCGCGUGCGAGAGCACGAGCGUCGCGAACUUCGCGGGAACGUUAGUGAUGCUGUUCAACUUGCUGUUCACUGGUCUGCUCAUCAACCGGUCGAAAGUGCAUCCUUUCCUUCAAUGGUUGCACACCAUCUCUUUCUUCCAUGCCGCGUUCGAGGCGCUCUCCGUCAACGAGCUCCGCUAUCUCCAGCUCAAGGAGGUCCAGUACGGCGUCGAAAUCGACGUGCCGGCGGCGACGAUCCUGUCCAUCUUCGGCCUGCGCGCGCAGUCGUUCUGGUGGCCGAACAUCGCGCUGCUAAGUAUCUUCUUCGUGGCGUUCACGUUCUUGAGUUAUCUCGUGCUACAUUUCCACGUGCGAGAGAAGCGGGUGAGCAUCCCGGUGCCCGCUGUUCUGUCUUCCAACAUGAGCCCGUCGAUCGCAGUGAGCGAAAUCACGUCCCUCCUGCGCAGCGCGGCUGACCACGCGUACAACGUCAUUGAGAGCCUCGUCCCGCCCGCGCGGGACUACAACUGGUACGAAGACUCUACUGUAAAGCUACGAGAUGUGCAGAGGUCAUGCGAGCACGUCGCGCGGAGCCUGGCCACUGGUGCCAGCAUCACAACCUCCUUGACAGCAAGCCUCAUACUCGCAGCCGCUGCGACCAACAACUCACAAGAUCGAAAGUUUGGAGCCGUAUCCCGUCUUGUUCAAACAAAGUACGGCUGGGAUGAAACAGAGCGCGGUUGCAGCGGCGAUGAGAGCGAGAUCGAGGACGUCGCGCGGGCGUGCGGGGGGAAUGACGCGGGCGGGGAGAUGCGCGACGUGGUAGUAGAGAGCGGGCUGCUGCGCAGGCGGAAGCGGACGUGA
Molecule: messenger RNA, 3738 nt
Organism: Heterobasidion irregulare TC 32-1
Lineage: Eukaryota; Fungi; Basidiomycota; Agaricomycetes; Russulales; Bondarzewiaceae
Product: ABC transporter
Exons: 20
Coding region: 1-3738 (1245 amino acids)
Cellular component (GO): membrane
Molecular function (GO): ABC-type transporter activity; ATP hydrolysis activity; ATP binding
Source: RefSeq, a predicted model, not a curated record